AUGCGGUUUUGGAUUAUUGUUUUGCUUCCGUUUUUCGCGUCGGCUCUCUGUAGAAAGAUCCAAAGCAAUGAGGUGGUUUCGCUGGAGAAGGAAGGAUCGGAUCGGUCCCCUGAAAAGCCUGCUGCAAGCCUGGAAAUCGAAGAAGCCACCCUAAAACCGGAAAAACAGGUGCACCCACAUUGGCGGGAAGUCAACGCCGUGGUGGAAGAGAUGACCAGCGCCGAGAUCAAAGAUAAAGAAAAGGAAAAUACAAGGGAAACGAAGAAAGAAAAAGAAAUCACAUCUGAAGACCUCAAGUCCGUAGCCAACAUUACGAAAAGCAGCCGCUACCAUGGAAAACCACCAGAGAUCAAGACCAUCUACGAUCUGGCUGUGGAGGAUUUAUUGGCUCAAGCUCGCGUCUUCUUCAGCGACUCCAAUGUGAAGCUCCAGGAAAAGGUUCGUCACGUCUAUGAAGAUGCGCUGAACCUAAUGGCCGAGCUGAGGAUCCUGGUACUCGAUAAGGAUAUUCAAGAUCAGGAGAGACACUGGGAGGCCAAGCAUCUGCUCCUGAUGGCGGGUAGAGAAACCUCAGCGUUGGUGCGCUUCUUCUUGAAGCUAUUCACCACUGUCGACCCACGAUCACAGAAAGUUGCUGAAGUCGAAGCUGUCGAGGGAAAAAGGCAAGGAAAACCGGAAGCUGAGAACACGGAUGGCGCUGACCAGACUCUUUCUAAGGCCACAACUUCGUGCACGACGACCUUCCGACCGAAAGGCUGGCGCCAGCGGUUGGCUGAAAAACGAAGAAUUGGCAGCAAGGGCAAGAAAAUCGGGAAAACGGCUCGAACCUAUUUUACGAACGUACUG
Messenger RNA from Mesorhabditis spiculigera, 846 nucleotides. The record is from the annotation of a GenBank genome assembly. Lineage: Eukaryota; Metazoa; Nematoda; Chromadorea; Rhabditida; Rhabditidae.